AUGGGCGGCGACCCCGCCCUGGCCCCGGAGGCGAGGCCGGUGGAGGACCUGUCGGCGCCGCCGCCGCCCGCCGCGUUGCCGGGAGCGGGCCAGGACUGGAGCAAGGGCCCUCCGACCAUCAAGUUCUACAUGUACCGGGCGUCGAGCUCCAGCUCCUUCCCCCUGUCGAACGUCAACACUGGGGAUCUCGCAGGAGUCAUGUGGUAUCUGCACAAUGAGAUCGUCGGUUCGCCGCAUAGAAAGUACGGCAUCGACAGAAUCAGGAGAUACAAGAUGACCUUCAGGCCCGUGGUGGAGUUCUGGAACGUCCACCACUCCAACUUCGCGCCGUUUUUCGCCUUCGACGCAGCCCAGUGCACGUCGGAUGACUGCGAGAAGAUUUACAGCAAGUACGGCUUCCUCUCCGGGUGCCAGCCGGUGACGCCGGGCAGGUCCGCGUAUCAGUCAGAGGCCAACUCGCUGAUCCCCGAGCGCUGCAAUGAGCCCGCCCCCGCGCGGGCGGGGGGGCGCAAAGAGUCGGAGAGGCGCCCGUGCGCGCACGCAGCAAUGGCGACCAUUUGCUGCGUGCCCUCGUCGCCCUGCGGCAGACUGGGCGGCGCCGUCGGGAAGGACGCGGCGGACUGCCGCCUCACCGCCACGUCGGAGGCCUGCCAGGAGCCCAAGGAGCUCGUGCAGCAGGCCUUGGAGGCGCUGCCCGCCAGCAUGAGCCCAGGGCAGUGCCGCCAGGCUAGGGCCCACGUCGGUCCGAUCGACCCGGCUCGACCUCGCGCGGGUCUGGUCCGAUCCGGCUCCGCUGCUCUGACGAUCCGAUGCGGCCCGACGAUCGCGCGGCGCCUGUUGUGUGCAUCCUGGCGCGGCCGAUCCGGUUAG
Prorocentrum cordatum is the source of this 870-nucleotide messenger RNA. Lineage: Eukaryota; Dinophyceae; Prorocentrales; Prorocentraceae. The record is from the annotation of a GenBank genome assembly.